AUGUCAUUAUUACGGCCAGGGAGGAUAUGCGCCCUAGGAGUGAACUGCACCCGGGCAGUUAGAUUUGCACACUUUUCCAAUGCUCGUCAGCUCAGCUCUUCCGCGACCAGACAGGCAGAUGAGAAGGUUCCAACGACUACUCCCGAAGAUGCCCCAACCGCCAUAUCAAGAGGAGAUUCUGUAAUCCGGAGGGAAUCGCCAUCUGAGGCUAUGGCCCGGCAUCAACCAGACUAUAAUGCAACUGUUGACCAAGCUACCUCCACAUUCUCCCCAGUCCCAAAACGCGUUAUGGAUGGGAGCGAACCUGGAGAUGUAGUUGCUGCAGCUGUUUUGUCUGGCGCUCCUACGGACCUUCAGGCCCGAACAGUCAGAAUUUACCGUCCUUCAAAGCCGGCCACUCAGUCUGGCACCUGGCACAAUCACCACUGGAGAAUGGACUGGGACAUUUUGUCUAAGGGCCAUCGCUGGGAAAAUCCGCUGAUGGGAUGGCAAUCGUCUGCCGAUGGAAUGCAAGGGACACACAUGAAUUUCAAAUCCAAAGAGGACGCAAUCCGUUUUGCUGAGAAACAAGGAUAUGAAUACUACGUUCAGGAACCAAAUGAACGUGCUUUUCACCCGAAGGCUUAUGCGAACAACUUCUUGCAUACGCACAAAAAGCUCAAGCACAUUAGGACAAAAUAA
Molecule: messenger RNA, 681 nt
Organism: Ophidiomyces ophidiicola
Lineage: Eukaryota; Fungi; Ascomycota; Eurotiomycetes; Onygenales; Onygenaceae
Gene: NdufS4
Product: ndufs4 NADH dehydrogenase Fe-S protein subunit
Exons: 3
Coding region: 1-681 (226 amino acids)
Biological process (GO): electron transport chain
Source: RefSeq, a predicted model, not a curated record